Molecule: messenger RNA, 492 nt
Organism: Stomoxys calcitrans (stable fly)
Lineage: Eukaryota; Metazoa; Arthropoda; Insecta; Diptera; Muscidae
Exons: 3
Coding region: 1-492 (163 amino acids)
Source: RefSeq, a predicted model, not a curated record
AUGCCCUACCAGCUGUCUUCCUUUUACAAUAUACCCAUUUGGCCUGGCAAACACAGUCCUAUAAAUCGUAAACGUUCUUUGCCAUCACACCCCUGGCCAGAACCCAAGCACUGGAAGGCCUUGGCGCAUUAUAAUGCAACAUUUAGCGGAGGCAUGCAUCCAAGCGAUUUUAGUGCCGGCGAACUGUAUCAAAGCUUGGAGGAUUUAUUGCUCAGUUAUGGCUUUGACGAAACCUGCCUGUUGAGAAGUGUAUGUGAAUUGGCCAGGCAUCCCUUUGAUGAGGCGGAGCAUCACAAUAUCCUAACCCACAUAAUAACCUUUAUUCUAACGCCCUCGCAACACGAAGGAUUUGCCCCUUCUGAAACAUUGUAUCAGGAAACAUAUGAAGAGGCCGAAAGAAGUGGUUUUCUAGGUGAAGACUGUGCUUAUCUAUACCCAAAAUGCAGUGUGGAUUUACUGAGUCUAUUAACCAAAACUGAAAUUUUAUACUGA